AUGUCUAUGAGCGUAUCGGCCAACGUCGACGUGUCGGCCGAAGUGCCAGUUAUGACGCAGAUGCAGACGCGGAUGCUCAAGGCGCUGAGGCACCCGUCCUACCACGAGCUGACACUACUAUUCGACGAGCUCGCCGACGAGCUCGACGCCAACAACACGGGCCCUGUCGUUAUUCCGGUAAACGACAUGCAGAACGCCGUGCGGAUCGACCAGCACUGCGAGAUGCUCAAGCUGCUGCACCAGAUCCCGACGGACCUGUGCGAGUCGAUCAUCCGGGGCACCGUCGCGUACGAUGCCAAGAGAGGCACCAACAGACCAGACGCGUACAGCGACGACGGCCCCGGUACCUACGUCGCUGGAAUGUCCAUCGACGGGCGUCACGGCAAAUUCCUCUCCAUUGCCGAGAUCAGCGUCCUGAUCAACGACCUCACCGCCUACCUCGACGCGUACGGGAUAUGGCAGCUCCCCGGCGGCAGAUGGGAUCCGACUAUCCCCGGCGCCGAUCGCGCAGCCGACUUGAUCCGCGCCGUCGACUCGCAGUACGGCAGGCCCCAGGCCGACGGGAGCCCGCGAUUCGUCCGCAACCCAGCCGCGGCCCAGAAGGUGCGGCUGCUCGUGGAGAACUUCCGGCGCCGCAUUGACAUCGGCCGCGACCCGACACACAACGUCUGGCAGACGCAGUCGCCGCUCAUGGUCGGCUGCACAUCCAAGACCAUCGGGCUCCGCGGCAGGGAGCACGACCCCGCUCAGGGCCUGGGCAACACGACGUACACGUGGGCGCUGACGCUGUGCCUGAUCAAACGCAUGGGUCUCGUCCCCUCCGUCACGGUGCGACCGGUGAUCAGAAUCUGGGAGCGAGAGCAGUUGUGGCGGUCUAAGAUGCUCGUCACAAUGCUCGCCCAGUCUCUGGUCACGCAGCAGGGGUUCAACGUCAUCCAGGGCGGCGGGCUCAAAACGUCGCAUCCCACGUACAUGGCUCACGCCAAGCUGGUUGAAGCCAGGGCCUACGUCUGCGUGCGAGAGAACUACCUACGCGACAACCUGGCUCACACGCUGGACUACAUCCGGAACCAGCAGCGCUUUGCCAACUGCGUGCAGCGGCUCCAGGGGAUGCUCCCACCUAGUCUCGAGGCCACGCUGGACAGUGCCGAGAUCACGAUGGUCGGUCUCAAAAUCGCCGUGAACGAGGUGGUCGAUGCCCGCGAGCAGCUCCAUGCUGAGAUCGCCCGGAUGGAGGCAAGGCUCGAGGAGCUCACCGCGCAGCGCGACCAUCGGCGCGAGCUUUAUGAAGUUACACUGAAGGUCGUCAAUGCUCUCACGCUGGAUCGGUUGGCACAUACCCCUCCGCCCCAGUUGCUCUAG
This is a messenger RNA of Thyridium curvatum, 1362 nucleotides long. RefSeq lists its product as uncharacterized. NCBI's taxonomy places the organism in Eukaryota, Fungi, Ascomycota, Sordariomycetes, Thyridiales, Thyridiaceae. The record is from RefSeq and is a predicted model, not a curated record. The transcript has a single exon. Bases 1 to 1362 code for a protein of 453 amino acids.